GACCACAGUGCAGUGAUUUGUUAUUGCCCGUGGAAGUCGCUGUAGGAACUUACUCUGCAGAUUUCCGUCAAUUUUAGGCUGAUAACAAUCUGCGAUUUUAGUACAUAUAGGCUUGUUUGUCACCAAGCUUCUGAUAGAGAAAAUGCGAGACCAAAACAAUCUUAAGAGUCCGAAGAAAAUGAGCUAUCCUCGUGGACAACAGAGGACUCGCCCAUAUCAGCAUACAUCUAAAACCACAGGAACAUCCGUCACGGGAGGAGGUCGCGUCCCUAUUUCGAGCCAUCGUUGCGCCGUAGUCCCAGAAAAAAGUGUAGUUGAUCAGGGAACAGCACUACGCAAUCAAAUUCACAUGGAGAUCGAGAAAAAAUCCAAAGCCUGUUCGAAUCUUACGUAUGAGUGUACACUACCUCGGCUAGAACAAUACAAUUAUUGCAAGCGGCACAUUUUGCAAGAUCCCCGAGCACCGUACAAACAGUGCGCGUAUUUCUUUGCAUCGAACGGCAAGCGUUGCCAUGAACCGGCUCCAAAAUAUGAUAACAAAAAGGAUUAUGGAACAAAUUACUGUUUUGAGCACAGCCGAUUGACCCAGCUGACAAAAACUAAAUCUACAAUUGGCAAGCACACACCCAUUGAGACAACGGAAACCUUACUUCAUAGUCUGGCACACCAUGUCAAAGUGGAUAAAUCUAAGCAGCAGCAAUCAGCAAAUUGUUCUCUUAAAAUUUCCGUUCACGAAGACGAUGAAGAUGGCGAUGUGGAUGUGGUCACGCCGUCCGUGGAUCCGUACGCCGAUAUUGAUGUAGCAGCAAUCAAUGACUCCGCCCGCGUUGUAUUAGACUACGCAUCUGAUAGUAGUUCCGACGAGGAAGCCACCACAAUUGGAAAUACAUGGCGCGGCUACGAGAUGGACAAUUCUGACAACGAAAGUGUCGACUCACAAAAUGAGGAUCUACUGAAACACGCCGGAAUCUAUACCGCAGAAGAAGCAACUUUAAUCACUAAAGAGAAGUUGAUAAGGUUACAAGCGCUGUACAUUGACCAAUUCCAUCGUCUACAACACGUGCUGAAGGAAAAACGAAGGCGGUACCUUCAUGAGCUACGCCGCGAACAGGAACAAUGCUGUAGUAUUCAUGUCCAGGUCAAAGACACGCCGAAGGAACGCAUAAUGUACGAAAAGUUGAAGGCUUUGAAUCAUUAUCAUAACAAACACGGUAUGGAGGCGAUUUUACAUCGAAAGUAUCUAGAAAAAAGGGCCAAAGCUACGGAAGGUUUGCAACAGAAGGUUCCGACAUAUCCAAAGUGUGCGUUUACGGAGGGUGGCGUCAAAUGCGGGGAAAGAACGUUGCCCUGUUGCAAAUUCUGUCGGAAGCAUAUUCUGGAAGAUAAAAAGCAGGUUCUGUUCAAAUUUUGCGGCGUUGAAAAGAGCGGAGUUGUGUGUCAAGAACCCUUAGCAAAUCUUUUCGAAAAUUCGACCUGUUAUUUACAUGUGGAUCUCCCAGCGCAGAAAACAUUCACAAAGAAAAAGUUCGAGUCGGAAUCUGAAGGGGAGGAAGAGCCUCAGUCUGAAACAAAACAGAUAGUGAUUGACACCGUAGCGAAUGACCAGAAAAACUCUCCUUCCCAAACGUCCAGCACUACUACGACUACUGUAGCUGAAACGGAUGAUCAGGACUUAUCCAACGAAGCGCCGAUUGUGGAACAUAACAUCACCAUAGUACACGACGAUGAUCCAGGCAAUCUUGAAGAUUCGCUUCCGAUUUGCGUUAUUCCAAAACCGGUACCUGUGAAGGAACCCCUUCGAGAAGGCAAAAACGAUGACAGCGAAGAUAAGCAGGGAUGGGAGAAACCGGAAGCUGAAACCGAGAAGAAAUCAACUGAAGAAGCGGCGGACAAGAUAAAUACUUCAAUUUAAUUUCAUUGUAAUAGCAACGGCGUAAGAUAAUAAUCCGAGUAACAAAGUGUAAAUUAAUACAAACAUGAAAUAACAUAAUAAUCUAAUGUACUCUCCCGAAAUAAACGUUUCUGCUAAAACUUA
This is a messenger RNA of Topomyia yanbarensis, 2035 nucleotides long. RefSeq names its product KAT8 regulatory NSL complex subunit 2 (gene dgt1). The transcript is spliced from 4 exons. The record is from RefSeq and is a predicted model, not a curated record. Gene Ontology annotation, cellular component: NSL complex. Bases 143 to 1912 code for a protein of 589 amino acids. NCBI's taxonomy places the organism in Eukaryota, Metazoa, Arthropoda, Insecta, Diptera, Culicidae.